AUGCGCGCGGCGUCGACGGCGUCGACGGCGUCGACGUCGGCGCCCUCGACGUCGGCGCCGACGCUCGGCGCGCGCGCGGCCGGCGCGCGCGCGCGCGUCGCCGUCGCGCUCGGUCGACCGCUGCGACCGAACGCGCGACGCGCGACGCUGAAGCCGCCGCCGAUCGACCUCGAGGGAGGGGCGCCGACGGCGUGCGCGGAGAUUGAUUACGAACGCGACGUCGUCGCGGCGAACGUCGGCGCGCGCGCGCUCGGGGAAGCGCUCGCGCGGUUGCGCGAACCGCUGGUGGUCAGGGGCGGCGCGAAGGCGUGGCGCGCGAGCGGUCGGUGGACGCUGGAGACGCUCGUGCGAGAAUACGGCGAUUGGCGGUGCGACGUGCGCGUGAUAGCGUCGCCGGAGACGAACGAUGGACGGGAGUUCGUGUACUGCGAGGAGUCGCACGAGGCGGUGCGAGAGGGAAAGUUCGCGGCGCCGAGCGCGACGGCGACGAUGGAUUUCGCGACGGCGGCGGCUAAAGUUUUGAGAUUUCACGGCGAUGGGGCGUACGUGCAGUCAAAAAUAUCGGAGAAAAUGACGCUGGAAUGCGUCGGGGGAGUGAGCGAUGCGUUCGGCGCGCUCGGUGAGGAGUCGCAGGAGCGCAGGCUGUGGCUCGCGCUCGCCGGGUCGGUGUCGCCGAUGCAUUUCGACGCGUCGACGAGCACGUUGGUCCAAGUCGGCGAAGGAACGAAGCGCAUGCUUUUGUAUCAACCAUUCGCGCUUUCUGCGAUUGACUUGUAUCCAAAUUGGCAUCCUCUUCGUCGACGAGGAAGACGCUUCGCGCCGAAAGCCCUUGUUAGAGAGGCUAUCAUCGCGCCAGGAGACGCGCUCAUUUUCCCUCCGCGCUGGGCGCACUACACUGAAAGUUGUGGCGAUCGAGUGUCCGCAUCGGUUACGCAGCGAUUCAAGCACAGUCGCGGCAUGAAGUACAGCGAUGAUAUCGCAGGAAAAUUUCAACGCUGGGCGAAUAAUCGCGACAGACCCAAUGCGCUUGCGCGUCUCGUCUCCAGCGGGCUCGUGGAGUCUGACGUCGGCACAGUUUUGCCACGCAACGCACGCACGGGUGAAGUGAUGCCGAUCGAUUCGAGUGGUUGGGAAAGGUCGACAAAUGUUGAGUGGCGCACUGCGGCGAUCGAGUGCGCGACGAUGAUCAAAGAACACAUCGCAGAGGGAGAUUUAAUUGGGAUUUAUAGUCGUGGUUCCGUGGCAAAUGGAACUGCGCGCAAAAAUAUUUCUGACGUUGACUUGAUCGUCAUCACUCGUCAACGCGGAUUGGACGAAGACUUCGUGCGCGACGAUUUACAGCAACGGUGGCUACCUCGUCACGCACACAUGGUGAAGAAAUGUGAUGUUCGUUUUGAGUACGUCGCGUCGGAAGCAGAAAUCGCAACGAGUGCUUCGGUGGAUACUUUUGUCAUCGCGACGCAAAGCGUAACCAUUUUCGGAUCACCCCUUCCAACUUCCCUGCCAUCGAGCGCGCGAAUUCCGAAGCCUCGAAUUUUGGAAAGCGUGCAGGACGACGUCGACGCCGCGAUUCGGCAUGGUUCAGAACGCUCGCUCACGUGGGCGUUGAAACGUCUCAUCAGGGCGUCCUACGAGAAGUAUGCUUUGCCCGUUGAUGGUGUUGAGUACACGAGAGAUUUGUAUCAUUGCGUCAGAUUAGCACUGCUGCACGCGAAUAUUGAUGUUACGAGCGAAUUGACGACGGCCCUCGUGCUCUGCGUGCACUCGCCUCGUAAGGUGUGUGGCGAUGUCUUGUGGAGAGCGCUGACCGAAGCCCUUUGUCGUCGUUUAGUAGCUGCGCUGAGUUGUAUUUGA
Molecule: messenger RNA, 1854 nt
Organism: Ostreococcus lucimarinus CCE9901
Lineage: Eukaryota; Viridiplantae; Chlorophyta; Mamiellophyceae; Mamiellales; Bathycoccaceae
Exons: 1
Coding region: 1-1854 (617 amino acids)
Molecular function (GO): nucleotidyltransferase activity; 2-oxoglutarate-dependent dioxygenase activity
Source: RefSeq, a predicted model, not a curated record